AUGAAUAGAGCUAUUAUAGCAGAGCUUGUGAAACUGUACAAAGGUUCUGAUCUGGGAAUGAGAUUGCUCGCUUAUGAUGGAAGAAAGAGCUUAUACACUGCUGGGGAACUUCCGUUUACUUUGAAGGAGUUCAACAUUAAACUUGUGGAACAAGAUGAUGGAAUCAGUGGUCCCAAAAGGGAAAGAGAAUAUAAGGUGGUGAUCAAGUUUGUUGCUCGAGCAGACUUGCACCACUUGGGCCAGUUUCUUGGUGGUAAGCGAGCAGAUGCUCCACAGGAAGCUCUUCAGAUUCUUGACAUUGUAAUGAGAGAACUCUCCUCUAAAAGGUAUUGUCCUGUUGGGAGAUCUUUCUUUUCUCCUAACAUAAGAACACCACAGCGGCUUGGAGAAGGUGUGGAUUUUAUCACAGGAUAA
Messenger RNA from Telopea speciosissima, 414 nucleotides. Its product is annotated as protein argonaute 10-like. The transcript is spliced from 3 exons. Bases 1 to 414 code for a protein of 137 amino acids. Lineage: Eukaryota; Viridiplantae; Streptophyta; Magnoliopsida; Proteales; Proteaceae. The record is from RefSeq and is a predicted model, not a curated record. Gene Ontology annotation, molecular function: protein binding. Gene Ontology annotation, cellular component: cytoplasm. Gene Ontology annotation, biological process: regulatory ncRNA-mediated post-transcriptional gene silencing.